UUUAUUUAGGCGUCGCAGUGUGCUCGCGACGGGCGACACGAGUCAGUUGGGGUGCUGUGUUGUUGCUUUUCUUUGGUCUUUUGGGGAAAGGGGAAGGAGACUGGUGGACGGAGAUGGGCGUCCAUUUCGCUGCGGGUCUGAUGGCGAUGGCUGUGGUGGCGGCCGCGGUGGCGGGGUCGGCGGCGCAGUCGCCGCCGGAUUGCGUGUCGAAUCUGGUGGGUUGCGCUGGGUACCUGAACUCGACGACCACGCCGCCGGAUUCCUGCUGCAAGCCACUGAAGCAGGCGGCCAAGACUCAGCUGCCCUGCCUCUGCUCCCUCUUCAACAACACCGCCGUCCUCAGGGCCUUCAACGUCAACAUCACCCAGGCCAUCCAGAUGUCCAAGCGCUGCGGCGUCUCUACCGACCAGCGCGCCUGCGAAACCGCCACGGCCAGCGGCACCACUGCAACUCCAUCGUCCUCCAACAAUGACACCGGUUCUUCUGCAGGCAAAGACAGCAGCUCAGCAAAUAAGGUGACAUCAAUCGGAUUGCCUGGCCUGGUGAGCUUAUUGUUAUGCUGGUGGUCGCUCAUGACAUAGAGAGCUGAAGUGAUCCGUUUGGUCCAGAGUGUGGCUCUCGCUCUCAAUUAUUUCUUUCUUCGAAACAUUUGAACUUUGAGUGUAUGCUGAAGUUGUUUGAUGCUAGAGAAUCAUGUCAGUCCAGUUAAGUUCCUCAUGUGAAUCUUGCUCUGUAUCUUCCUAUUCCAAUCAUGCAUCCUUGGUGUUCAUUGUAAUAUCCUUGUGUCCUUUUAGCUAAUUUGUGAUGCUUUAUUGGCCAAUAUAUAAGAUGACUAGCUCAAGAGUGCA
This is a messenger RNA of Musa acuminata subsp. malaccensis (wild Malaysian banana), 848 nucleotides long. RefSeq names its product non-specific lipid transfer protein GPI-anchored 7. The record is from RefSeq and is a predicted model, not a curated record. Lineage: Eukaryota; Viridiplantae; Streptophyta; Magnoliopsida; Zingiberales; Musaceae.